Messenger RNA from Brassica rapa (field mustard), 1080 nucleotides. RefSeq names its product very-long-chain enoyl-CoA reductase. The record is from RefSeq and is a predicted model, not a curated record. NCBI's taxonomy places the organism in Eukaryota, Viridiplantae, Streptophyta, Magnoliopsida, Brassicales, Brassicaceae. Gene Ontology annotation, molecular function: oxidoreductase activity, acting on the CH-CH group of donors. Gene Ontology annotation, biological process: lipid metabolic process.
CUAAAAUUGUGGUUAUAAAUACAAGACAACUGGAGAGGACAAGAAUCAUCCAACAUUGCAGAACACAGCUUCUUCGCUUUCCAAACCAAACCAAGAAAAAUGGAGAUGGUGACGAGUUUUGUAUAUCCACCGCCUCCGUCGAUACUGCUCAACACCAUGAGCGUCGUGGGUUUAGUCUCUCUGGCGAAGGUCGGUUGGUCGGAAGUGAGAGGGAUUCAUCUGAAAUACUCAAAAUUCAACAACAACAACAAAACAUCAUCGUCAUCAUCAUCACCACAACCACAGAAACUUCCUCUCGGCAGCUUCUCCAGCCGAACCGGAAUGCUUUUGCUAUACACACCCGCCUUCCUAGCCGCUGCUUCUUCUUUCUUCGUCUUACCUUCUGACGAUCUCAGGUUUCUUCUCCUCAAAUCCGCACUUGCCCUCCAUUUCUUCAAGCGCAUCUUCGAGGUUCUGUUCAUUCACAAGUAUAGUGGAGAGAUGGCUAUAGACUCAGCUCUCACCAUAACCACCAGCUACUUCUCAUCCACGGCGUUGCUGUUAUACAGCCAAAACUUCACGCUAGGACUACCCGAGCCAGGUUUCGAUCUGAAACCCCUCGGGAUUGUGAUGUUUGUGGUGGGGAUCGUUGGGAAUCUGUAUCACCAUGUUUUGCUAGCUAAGCUAAGGAACGAAGAUGGAACUAAAGAGUACAAGAUACCUAAAGGUGGUCUGUUCGAGACAAUCAUAUGCCCUCACUAUCUGUUCGAGAUCCUUGUGUUUUGGAGCUUCUUUAUGGUUUCUCAGACCAUUUACUCGUUUUCUUUCGCCAUGGGAACUACUUUCUAUCUUGUUGGUCGGAGCUAUGCUACGAGGAGUUGGUAUCUUUCUAAGUUCGAUGACUUCCCUAAGCACAUCAAGGCUCUGAUUCCCUUUGUGUUCUAGAGAAUAAUUAUUUCUGCUAUCAAACGUCUUUUUCUUUCACUUUGAAUUGUAGAAAACGGAUUUUAAUGUUUAUGAGGAGUAUAAUCUUCAUAAAACUUGUCUUAUUUAAGUCUGUUUUUAAUAGGUUUAAAGUAGAUGAAUUUAUAGUUUUUAAUA